GGCAAAUACGUGCUUCUCUCGUGCCGCCUUCUCAAUACCGUUGAGUCGCUCCAAACAAAGCAGCAGCCACCGAAAAGCGCGUCUACACGAGAAGGAAGGAAAAGACACUUUUGAAAUACCUCGUGUUCGUCUUACACCAUCUCUACAUCGCUGCCCACCCACACCCUCCCCCAUUUGGCAACAGUAAAACAGAUAAGAAAAGGAAAGGAAAGACAAUGGACAAAGUGGACAGCUCUCUCACUCCCUUGAGUCCCUUUACAUGGGACGGCCGGGAAGAAAACGGCGUGCCGUCCAACUGCUCCGCCAAUGCCGUCUUGCACGACAUUGCCCUUCUCGACUUGCGCUUCGACCUCAUCAUCGACGAGUUCGCCGUGCCGUGUCACCACACGCUGCACCUCAUCAACGACGGAUUCCCGCUGCGGCGCAAGAACCUGACUGCGCGGCAGCUGCAACUUCUUCAGUACGGCGUCGUGGUACACGGAGGGACGCGACUGGUGAUCGUGGCGGUGCCACCGUGCUGCGGUGACUCUGGCGCGUGCCUCGCCGCCUCGUACAAGCACCUGUUUAGCCGCUCGCUCGAUACGGCCAGCGCGGUGGCGCACCACCCCUUUCUGGCGGAGCACACGUUCGUGGUGUAUCGCCUGCCCGGGGAUGUAGGGAAUAAAGGGCAGGAGGAAAAUGCGCACGCGCAACCGCAGCAGCAUCCCCAGGCGCUUUUUCGACUCGUCUACCGCAACGUCAACCCCCACAGCAGUAACUCAGCCGCCACUUCCGUCGCCGCAUUUAACGUCGCGGAGGCACCCGAGUACAAGCUCGUCUCCGUCCUCGUCUCCUCCGCAACGUACUACGGUGAGCUGCAACGGGUCAGUCAGUACCGACGGGAGUGGUACACGCGCAGCACGGCAGUGCGCGCAUCGUGCGGAGAAGCCGCCGGAAUCGAUUCCGCGGUGCCGCUGCGCGAGUCAUCGACGUCCUACCCCCUCCCGGAGCCGGUUGCUGCGGAGGUGCGGAGGACAUCAUCACUGUCAGAGCUGUGCACGCUCUUUGCGCGUGUGUUGGAGCGCUUUUCUCCACUCGAAAUCGACGGCGCCGCUACCACCGAAAAUGCAGCGUGGGGCGACGAUGAAGAUGGCCAGUACGCCGACGGAAAGACACACGAUGCGGCAGCCGAAAACGCAAACGACACCGCUGCUGCAGGAGAUAAAGUGCCCCGUCGCGGAAGUGGGGAGACGAACAGCAGCGGCCCUUGGAGUUAUCAGUACACCCGUGACGGCGCGCGUCUCAUCAGCCGGCUGGACGUGGUGGAGCGCACCAAGGCGGCUCUGCAGUCGUGGCGCGACGGCGAGCUGGAUCUCACCACGGAGGCCGUUGUGUCGCGCACGCCGCCUCUGAGUGCCAAAAAGGUCGACCUCGGCGAUCACAGCACCCAUCCACCGCUCUCCCUGCAGGCUCGGCGCGUACCGUGUGCGCGACUUCUGUUUCAGCCGUCCCGUCGCAACGUCGCAACGCACAUUUCGGAGAACGAAAUUGUGUCCUUCCUGCCGAACGAUGCGCCGACAUCAUCCUCCAACGAGAACGCGACGGACUCGUUCUACGCCGUCGUGUACGCGAGUCCCGCCGCGGAGAGACUACGGCGGUGGAUUUUGCAGGGCCUUGUCGCUGCGGAGGUGCACGGCGUCCACGUCGUGUUUCUUGAUCUUGACCCCGUGAACAUGUUGCAGCCCUGCGUCGAGCUUCUCGCCCAAGCAGACGUGUCCAACACCGGCGGUGAAGACGACAGCAUCGAGGCAGAGGCGAGCACCGCAGAGAUGCGCUUUAAACGGGCGUUGCUGCUCGUCUGCCAGGUCGCGAUGGAGACCGUUGAGCGGUUUAUGCGACACAGCGGUCUCGUGUGGAAGGUGACGGUGGCGGUGCGCGAAGUAGCAGCAGCAGCAGACAGCGCCGCCACGACAACACCGCCCACGCUCGACGCGGUGUCCUUCACUGCGUGGUGCACAGACAUGCUGGAACUCAUCCGCGACGCCGAGACACGGCGCGAGAACUCAGCGCAGUGCAACACGUUGAGCUUCACCGAAGACGGCGGCAGGGCCGCCAAGGCUGCUGCGCUGAUCGCCGUGCAAAAUCAAAACGCACUUGUCUCUGACGGCGGGCUUCCGCAGCAGGACCACCUGAGCGCGUCGCAGCAACUGGCGCUUCGCACACAGGAAGUCGUGCAGCGCGCACUCACGCUCUACACGCACGACGCAACAGGUCCCGCAGCUCCUCUUCCGCAGCAUAUCGUGACGAAGGCGAAGGAAGUCGGCGUAAAGGUGAGCGAUAAUGACUUGUAUUUGCUCUUUCAAACUUUUUGUGCUGUUGCAAAGCGUCGGGACGGACUGCUACCUGCUUCUGCUUUGGUGGAUGUAUUGUCUGAGGAGUGGUCAGCGGAGGUGACCAAACGACGUCGCUACGCGGCUCCGUCGAAGCGGCUUGUGUGUCCGUUGGACUGCUGCGGCGUGCCCAUCUCCCGCGCACGUGUCCAGCGCUUUCUUCAGCCCUUCUUGGAUGUGAUGCGCGACGCUCCACUAGGGCAGAGCAAUCGCACAGUGGGAGGCGUUCGGACGACAUCCCCUCAACUGCUCAACUACGCGCAGUUUUCCAUGGUGAUGUUUGCCAUUGCGAAGAUGUAA
Molecule: messenger RNA, 2669 nt
Organism: Leptomonas pyrrhocoris
Lineage: Eukaryota; Euglenozoa; Kinetoplastea; Trypanosomatida; Trypanosomatidae
Product: putative paraflagellar rod component
Exons: 1
Coding region: 216-2669 (817 amino acids)
Source: RefSeq, a predicted model, not a curated record